Molecule: messenger RNA, 1887 nt
Organism: Hydractinia symbiolongicarpus
Lineage: Eukaryota; Metazoa; Cnidaria; Hydrozoa; Anthoathecata; Hydractiniidae
Exons: 12
Coding region: 76-1251 (391 amino acids)
Source: RefSeq, a predicted model, not a curated record
AUAUGCAUGUUAUCAGUAUUAUAAUUUGAAUAAUUUUUGUAGUAUUUAUACAGUAUAUUUAUACAGUAUAGCAACAUGAUGGCAAAUUUAACAAAUGAAUCACUUGAUCAUUAUGCUGAAGGUUGUUUUAAAACUUAUGACAAGAUUGCUUGUUCAAGAGACGCAUUGGAAGCGAUACUGGCAUUUGUUACUGUGAUAUUUUGUAUUGUGAAGAUCGUUAAGCUACACUUGGCUAAACACGAAUUAUGGAAUCAAUAUAUGAUAUUUUAUUCUGCUAUUGUGGAAAUUCUUUUGCUGGCUUUAAAUUGGGUAUAUGCUCACCAAGCUACACUGGAUCUUGUUGCAGAACUAUUGAAAUUAUUUCAGUUUCUUGUUGUUUGUCGUUUUUAUGGCGAAAUUGUAUCUCGUAUGUCAAAAAGAGAGAACUUGUACAAAAAAACUAUCCUACCAGCUCUGUUACUUGUUUUCAUCUAUUUUGUUGUUUUAAUUAUUGUUGGUAUUGUUCGCAUGAAGGAUAAUACCAAUGAAUGUGUCGAACCUGAAUGGCUUCAAUUAUCUUGCUCUGAAGUUGCUCUUGGUAUAGCGUUUAUGAUAGUCGGUGUAUAUAUCACGCAACAAACAAAUAAAUUGAAAACUGAUCAUCUGUUUAAAAGAAGUAUAAAACGUUCUCUAUGGGGAAUAAUACUGAGUUUCGAACUUUCUGCACUUCUGAGUAUGGCAUAUGAUGUUACAAUGAUCUUUAUUGGUAAAGACAAUCGUUGUAAAGGCGUAUUUUUGACGGACCCGGUUGCUUUUACCAUUAGUCAUGUUAUUGUGAAGAUAACAAAAUGGCUAUUACCUAUUUGGGCUAUGAUUCUGGUGUUCAAGCCGGACAGCUUUCGAGGAGGAACGAAGUCAUACGAAGAUUCUGAACAACCGCCUAUUGUGCAAAGAUCAUCUGUCGGUGUAUUCAAGUCCGAAUUCCGGCCACGUGGUCGAAGUUUUAAUUAUAAACACCUACGUAAUCCUGAAAACGAAAGCGAACGCAAUUUGCUUGCUCCAAACGCGGUCGCAGAACAAGAAAAAUCGAUACCGAAACGUAAAAAGAAAAGUCGGCGAACGCGAGUAAAAAGUGGUGGCUCUUCAACAGCUGAAGGGGACUCUUCAAACAGUCCUACCAGCCCGCCCACACAAACUAAGAACGAUGGUGUGAACAACGUGGAUGUUUCUGUCAGUAUAAAUGCAAGUUCUUCAGCAAAAGUUAUAGUGUGAAGUCUUUGCUUUGACUUCAGGCUAUGGUAAUGUGAGUCAAUCACAUGACCUCAUAUAUGUCAAUAAUAUAACCGAAAAGACAAGACAUUCAGCGAAAAACGUUUUGAAGAACCUUGCUAUGAUGGAAAGAUCAUAAUCCGUUAUAUUAAUGCAACCUUUUUCUCUUUGAUUCCUUUCUUACGGCUGAUUUCAUAGACCUAUAGAAUUAAAGGCAACAUAGCGCAUAUCAUUUUUAUAGUAUUCCACAAUGUAUACAAAUUGUGGUUAACGACAUAUAUUAAUUUUUUUCUUUUAACGUUUUCAACUUUUUUUUGCUUGGAUUUUUAUAUGCGAAGUUCAGGUAAAAGUAUUUUUUAUAAGGAACCCCUUUCAUGGUGUCAAGCCAUAGGUUGCUAAGAGUAUAGAGGUCAUUUUUGUCCCUAAAAAAAUCGUGUAUAUAUAUGCUUAUAUUCUUAUGCGUCGAUUUUUUGUGUUAAAAAGGUCAAAAUUAAUUGUUUUUUGAGUUCACACUUUUGAGUUGCGACAAGUUUUUUGUCCCCUUAAAAACAAAACGCAAAUGCUGCUGGUUCAAGUCUUGUUUUUGUGUAUAAAGUGUAAGAUAUAUUUAUUUUAUGUUUGAUUGUUUACUUCUACAAA